Messenger RNA from Diuraphis noxia (Russian wheat aphid), 2645 nucleotides. Its product is annotated as RNA polymerase I-specific transcription initiation factor Tif-IA-like. Lineage: Eukaryota; Metazoa; Arthropoda; Insecta; Hemiptera; Aphididae. Gene Ontology annotation, cellular component: nucleus. Gene Ontology annotation, molecular function: RNA polymerase I core binding; RNA polymerase I general transcription initiation factor activity. The record is from RefSeq and is a predicted model, not a curated record. Gene Ontology annotation, biological process: transcription initiation at RNA polymerase I promoter.
UAAUUUAAUAUUAAUAUUGAUGAAUAUUCUCAGAUUUGGAUGUUUCAAUUAUAGAGAUUAUUAUUUACUCAAUGGAUUAAGCAUGAGACAAGCAUGAUAUUUUUCUGAUAAAAUUUUAUAUUUUUAGUAUCUAUAUCCGUGCCGUCGUCCACCACAGGAGAAUAUCUGAUAUCUUAAUUCUCGAUUAUUGAUAACCGAAAAACGUAAAUUGUAAAAUAUUAUAUUUUAAAUAUACGUACUACGUAGUAUUAAUUUUAAUAAAAUAUUAAAAYAUUUAAAUGUAAUUAUACUAUUUUUUUUUGUUUUUGGUCUAACUACAUACUUACACGUUACAAGUUAAUCACGUUAUGUAGGUAGUAGGCGAUCGCCAAUCGUCAUCAAUAAAUUUAAUAUAGACGAUACUCAAGUGCGUUAUUUUGCACAUGUGUAGAUACUAAAUGCACAGAGAUCGAUUGUGCAAAUUGUAAUGACUAUAGUGGCCAUUGAGUCCUAUAUCGAUAUUCCGUUAUUUCCGAUAUUUUAUAUUUCACACUAAUAACUGUAAUUAGUAUUUUAUUUUUGGUUUCCGUCGGUCAUCAYACGUUAUUUAUUCUGUGAUCAAACCUUUAUCGCGGUGUCAAUAAUUACAAUUUAUUAUGUGCUAAACCGACUGUUCCAAAUGUCAUAUUUCAGUGCUUCAAAAAGUGGUAUUCACGCAUUGAAUAAUUCUAUAAGCUCACCCUCCAUAUUAAAAAAAUGUGGAAAGACGGCAUUAAAUAAUGUACCUGGUCGAAGAGUGUGUUUUGAUUUAUUCAAUAACUUGAAAUUAUUGCUCAUUAAUUAUGACAGCAGUAAUAAAGAUGAUCAAAUUGCGUAUAAUAAUCUAAUUUGUGACAUAAGAGAUUUGGCUACCGAAAUUAAUGAUAAUGAACUUAUCAAGUUAUUGAAAGAUGCCAGAAAUUGUGUGAAUAUUCUUAAUGAAAAUCUUACACUUUUUGUAAAAGUUAUAUUGAUUUUAAAAUGGAUGAACAGAAGUGAUGAUGUAGUCAAGGAAUAUCGAUUAUUUUUACUCGAUGUUUGUACUGCAUACAGCUAUCAUACACAGUUUGCAAUAGAACAACUUGUGGCAUGUUUUUCUCAUGUAGAUAGUGCUGUUUGUGAUCGAGUCAAUGGUAUGCCAUCUGAAGAAGAAGAAAGAGGGUUUCAAAAUGUCCAUGUAACUCUUGAAGCUCUCUUAAAAGCCAUUCCAUUAUCAAAAGAUUUAUUAUUAUCAGCUCUUAAAAAAAAGUUUCCGUAUAAGACAAAUUCGUCUAAUUCCCAUCUUCAUUACAUACACAAUUUACUUCAUAUUUUUGAGUAUGAACCAUCCUUAAGAAAAAAUAUUCUUAGUCUCAUUAUCAACAAAUUAGUAGAAAUUGAUGUUCAUAUACCCAAAGAUGAACUAGACAGAUUGGGAUCAAAUACUAAUAUGGAAAUUGAAGACAUAUUUCCAAUGGAUGUAGAUGAAGAAGGGUGUAUGAAAGUUUGUCCUAAAAAAAAUGAAGUGGAAAAUUUUUCAGAUUCAUUGGAUAUUUGUCUCAAAAGAAUAUUUAUUUAUAUGAAAACUACUUGUCAUAAUCUCAAUGGUAGUUUAUUAUGGGAUAGUACUAAAUUAUUAUAUCAUGAUUUGUUAUCAAUAUUUGAAAGUGAAAUUCUUCCGACAUAUAACAGUAGUCAUAUUCAAUAUGUAAUUUACUAUUUUCUUAGUUUUAAAACUACAUUAGCAGAAAAUUUUAGUAAUUGGUUGUUGAAAAAAUGUUGUGAUAUAUCAUCCCCGUCUACUCUGCGACAGGCAGCAGCUGGUUAUUUGGCUAGUUUUCAUUGCAGAGCACCUUUUAUUACAAAUAAMGUGCUGAAGAAUACUCUUUUUGAAAUGUCUAUGUGGUGCAAUAACUAUAUUAAUAGUGUAGAUAAAUCUGUUAAAGUAGUAGAUGAAGAGUUAUUAAGAUCGCAUGCAGUAUUUUAUUCAAUGUGUCAAGCAUUGUUCUAUAUUAUUUCUUUUAGACAUCAAGAUCUAAUGGAUAAUAAACGAAUAGUCACAUGUAGAUUAAGUCCAUUACGUCUUUGUUGUUCAAAAGUAGUUGAUCGUUUUGCACUUAUUACAAAAACAUAYCAAUUGACUUAUUGCUAUGUGGUAAUGGAUGGUCAUAUUAGAGUCACUGAUCAAUCAAUCAAGGAUGAAUGGCUGUACUCUUAUUUUCCAUUUGAUCCAUAUGUUCUUCCUAAGUCGAAGGAUAUGAUUAUACCUGAUUUAUACAGAGACAUUGAUUGUAUACAAAGUUCUAAAGGAGGAGAAAGAUGUUUCGACAAAAAUCCUGCAUCACUUCCAGAUAAUAUGGACAUUAGUCCGAGUAUGGUAUUAUCUCCUUCUCCUGCCAAAACGGAUUGGUUAGGACAGUUUGCUUAUGGRAAYACCACAMAUUUAUUUUUUUAAUGAUGUUUAAUAUUUUUCAAAAGAAAAGUUUAUUUUUUUAUWACAUCAGUAAUAUAUUAAAUUUCAUAUUAUUUAUUUAUUUAUGUUUUAAAAGUACACAGUGUCCAAAAAAUUCAUCAUUUAUUUAGGUUGGCUAAAAAUAUGGAUUGUAUGGUUUUUAACACAGUAACUUAAGCUGUUAUAACCAAGGAUA